Molecule: messenger RNA, 670 nt
Organism: Acaulospora colombiana
Lineage: Eukaryota; Fungi; Glomeromycota; Glomeromycetes; Diversisporales; Acaulosporaceae
Source: the annotation of a GenBank genome assembly
GUCAACACCUCCUCUUCCGCACGAGCUUAUCCAUCUCACACGAGGUCCGAAAGACAAGGACGCCAUCCGUUCCAGCACGAGCUCCAGUUCCAGCAUCAACAGCACGUAUUCGACCUCUUCCUCGUGCGAUCACAAGGUUCAAGGUGCAGGGCCGCGAGUCCCCUCCUCGACUAGCAAUUGUUUGCCGGAUGCACUUCGUACAAUCAUCCGUCCCGAUUCGUCCUCGUCGACCGAGUAUGCCCAUUCGCACCUUCGUGUUGGUCCAUCCUCCGCCUCCUCAUCGCACGAGAAAAACUCUCCUUCUUCCCUCUCGUCUGCUUUGUCUUUGUCAGCGCUUGUCUCUCGGCCCUCGGAUCUCGGCAUACGGGAAAAGGCUGCGAAUAAUAAGACUAUAACGGGUAGAGGAGAAUAUGGUGGAGAGAUGAGCCGUGCUGCUGACGGCCAAAGGGGAACGCAACGCCACCCACACGUGCAUCGCACAAGUCGUGCGACGAGUCUCAGUUUUACUGCAAACCAACCUGUCGUGCCACUUUCAAGACAAGGAGAAUAUUGUAGACCGGCCUCGAGCUCAACGGCCACUCCUCCCUCUCGUAAGCAUCAAACCUUUUUUUUUUCUAGCAACCUCCUCCUCGUCCUCCUUCCCCACAUUUUUACCAUCCCUUUUGUGUGA